AAGCUGUGAAAGAAAAGAACCCACAUACAGUGUGCUUAAAUGAGAGUUUGUCCUGCAACAGCAAGGAUAGUUGUGAAGAGUAGAAAUCCUUGAUGAACUGUAAGUUAUUGUAGUGAAUUAUAAAAAGGAGUCUGAUCUGUUCCGGCUUGAAGAAAUGAGCUCGGUUAGACAGGAAGUAAAAUACAAAAUUAUCUUUGUCACCAAAGAAGAUCAUGAAGCUCCCAGCAAUGCUGAGCUUGUAGAAGAAGAUCCCAAUGACCCCUAUGAGGAGCAGGGUAUUAUCCUUCCUGGUGGUGACAUAAACUGGAACUGCCCCUGUCUGGGUGGGAUGGCCAGCGGUCCCUGCGUGACAGAGUUCAAGGAUGCCUUCUCCUGCUUCCACUACAGCAAGGAGGAAAUCAAGGGUUCAGACUGCAUGGAGCAGUUCACGGCUAUGCAGCAGUGCCUGCAGCUCUACCCAGAGCUGUACCCUCAAGAAGAUGAAACCUCACCCAAACAGAGCUCCAAAGACUCUGCUGCUGAAGGGCCUUCGGCCGCCAACUCGAACCCUGCUCCAGAGCAGGACUCUGAUACCUCAAAUCCCAACACAGAAAGCUCACCGGGGAGCUAAUAGAAGUCCAGUAUGUGUGUGUGUGUGUGUGUGUGUGUGUGUGAGCCACAAAGCUCAAUAUCCACCUUUCAGUUGCAGGUAAUACUGUAUGGAUGAAAUGUAAACCGGUUAUUGUUUUAUUUUUUUAAAGCUCCUGAUGAGGUGUUUAGGUAUGAACGAUGUAUAAAUGAGCCAAACAUGCUUGUAUGCAUAAAGGUGAAGAGACUCCCAUUUUUAUCUUGGACUGGCCACUCUUAAAACUGCAGAAAGAUGAUCCACACUCACUAAAGCUACACUGAUAUCCCACAGUGAUACAAUACACCCAACAAUAAUACAAUUAUCCCAUAAGAAUUCACACAAAUUAAUUGAUGAAGCCUGCCAACUGAUUAUUAAUCUAAUUGACGGAAAUAAAUCACUUAUCUCACAAUUGGAAAAAAGUACCAUAUGGAUUUAUGUAGAGUAGAUUUAUUUGACUCUAACAUAAAAACG
Molecule: messenger RNA, 1078 nt
Organism: Oryzias latipes (Japanese medaka)
Lineage: Eukaryota; Metazoa; Chordata; Actinopteri; Beloniformes; Adrianichthyidae
Source: RefSeq, a predicted model, not a curated record